UGGGCAGGUCGCGUCAUGCUGCGCUACCUGCUGAAAACGCUGCUGCAGAUGAACCUGUUCGCGGACUCCCUGGCCCGGGACGUGGCCAACUCCAGCGACCUGCUCCUCGGCUUCAACUCCUCGGGGCUGGCGCUCAACCACAGCCUGCCGUCCCCUGGCGAGCCUUUGCUCAACGGGUCGAGGGUCGGGCCGGAGGACGCGAUGCCGCGCAUCGUGGAGCAGCCGCCAGAUCUGCUGGUGUCCCGAGGCGAGCCGGCCACGCUGCCCUGCCGUGCGGAGGGCCGGCCCCGGCCCAACAUCGAGUGGUACAAAAACGGGGCGCGCGUGGCCACCGCGCUCCUCCGAGAUGAUUUCCGGCAGUCCCCUGGGAACGUGGUGGUGGCAGUGGGGGAGCCAGCUGUGAUGGAAUGCGUGCCCCCCCGCGGCCACCCGGAGCCGUCGGUGUCCUGGAAGAAGGGCAGCGCCCCAGUCAAGGAGGAGGAGGGAAGGAUCACGAUCCGUGGAGGGAAGCUGAUGAUGUCACACACACACAAGAGUGACGCAGGGAUGUAUGUGUGUGUGGCCUCCAACAUGGCAGGAGAACGGGAGAGUGCAGGGGCCGAACUUGCGGUACUGGAGCGCCCCUCAUUCCUGCAGAGGCCAGUGGAUCGGGUGGUCCUGGCCGACGGCCCUGUGCAUUUCCCAUGUGAGGUGCAGGGCGAUCCCCCACCUCGUCUACACUGGCGCAAGCAGGAUGGAGAACUGCUCACAGGCAGGUAUGAGAUCCGGAGUGACCACAGCCUUUGGAUUGGACGUGUGAGUGCUGACGAUGAGGGGACAUACACCUGCGUGGCGGAGAACAGCGUGGGCCGAGUGGAAGCGUCUGGCUCCCUCAGUGUUCAUGUUCCACCCCAGCUGGUGACCCAGCCCCAGGACCAGAUGGCAACUACUGGAGACAAUGUGACUUUUCAAUGCGAGACCAAAGGAAACCCCCCACCUGCCAUCUUCUGGCAGAAGGAGGGAAGCCAAGUCCUGCUUUUCCCCAGUCAGUCUCUUCAGCCCACAGGGCGCUUCUCAGUCUCUCCUAGAGGCCAGCUCAACAUCACUGAAGUGCAGAGGGGGGAUGCUGGCUACUAUGUGUGCCAGGCUGUCAGUGUGGCUGGCAGCGUCCUGGCCAAGGCCCUGUUGAAGGUAAAAGGAGCCUCGAUGGAUGGGCUGCCUCCCAUCAUCCUCCAGGGACCAGCAAAUCAGACACUGGCACUUGGCUCCUCCGUGUGGCUGCCAUGCAGAGUAACCGGGACCCCUCAACCGAGUGUCCAGUGGAAAAAGGACGGGCAGGGACUGCAGGGGGAUGGCCGCCAGCUCAACCUAAUGGCCAAUGGCACCCUGCACAUUGCCAAGGUGCAGGAGACGGACGUGGGCCUCUACAGCUGUGUGGCCAAGAGUUCCACAGGGGAGGCCAUAUGGAGUGCCUGGCUCAGGGGGCAGGGAAACUGGGGAGAAUUACCAGACCCGCCUCCAGAACCCAGCAGCCCUCCAGGGCCUCCCUCUCAGCCAGUGGUCACUGAGAUCACCAAGAACAGCGUCACCCUGACCUGGAAGCCCAACCCGCAGGCUGGGGCUGCAGUUACCUCUUAUUUGAUAGAGGCUUUCAGCCAAGCAGCUGGCAACACGUGGCGGACAGUGGCAGACGGUGUGCAGCUGGAGACACACACGGUCAGCGGUCUGCAGCCCAACACCAUCUACCUGUUCCUGGUGCGAGCGGUGGGAGCCUGGGGCCUCAGUGAGCCCAGCCCCGUCUCUGAGCCUGUCCGCACCCAGGACAGCAACCCAUCCAGGCCAGCGGAGGACCCGUGGAGAGGCCAGCCGGGACUGGCUGGAGUGGCUGUGCGUGUGCAGGAGCCUGUAGUCCUUGGGCCCCGGACCCUGCAGGUGUCCUGGACUGUAGAUGGCCCAGUCGAGCUGGUGCGAGGUUUCCAGGUGUAUUGGAGAGUAGCAGGUUCUGAUGGGGGAAGCUGGACUGUGCAGGACCUACAGUCCCCAAGCCAGUACAGUACUGUGCUAAGAGGACUCCCCCCAGGGACCCAAAUUCAGAUCAAGGUGCAAGCCCAAGGCCAGGAGGGGCUGGGUGCUGACAGUCUCUUGGUGACGGGGAGCAUUCCUGAGGAGGCCCCCAGUGGUCCCCCUCAGAGAGUGGCAGUAGCCUUGGGGGGUGAAGGCAACAGCAGUAUCACCGUGUCCUGGGAACCUCCACUCCCCCCCCAGCAAAAUGGGGUCAUCAAGGAAUACCAGGUACCGGGUGGGGAAGGGCCUGGGUGGGAGGGGGAGGACCCAGGGCUAGGAUUAGGCAGGGAUCCAGGACUGGCUUCGGGGCGGCGGAGCAGGUUCUGGGAGAGGAGAGAGGCUUCAGAGUGUGGUCUCCGGGCUGAAUUAAGCCCGGCUAAGCCGCUGGGCCUCCUAGAGCGUCAGGUUUCCACGUGGGGCCAGAAUCCCAUUUCUGACUCUAAACCUGGGUCUCUGCCUCCCCAGAUCUGGUGCCUGGGGAAUGAGAGCCGUUUCCACCUCAAUCGGUCUGCGGCAGGUUGGGCGCGCUCUGCGGUGCUCCAGGGGCUGCUGCCAGGUCUCCCCUACCGGACCCUGGUCGCAGCGGCCACCAGCGCUGGCGUUGGCGAGGCCAGUGCCCCGGUGUCUGUGCAGCUGCCCUUUUUCCUGUUUCCCUCUUCUUUCUCCCCGGGAUCCUUUUCGGAAGCUUCCUUUGCCUACACACCUGCAGUGUCCUUCCCACACUCGGAGGGCCUCUCGGGAGCCAGUUCCAGGCCACCCGUGGGCCUCGGCCCUGCUCCCUACCCCUGGCUGGCAGACUCCUGGCCCCACCCAUCUCGAAGCCCCUCAGCCCAGGAACCCAGGGGAAGCUGCUGCCCCAGCAAUCCCGACCCAGACGACAGAUAUUACAAUGAAGCUGGGAUCUCCCUCUACCUGGCUCAGACGGCCCGGGGCGCUGCUGCCUCCCCGGAGGGUCCCGUCUAUAGCACCAUUGACCCGGCUGGGGAGGAGCUGCAGACUUUCCAUGGGGGCUUCCCCCCAAACUCCUCCGGGGACCUGGGCACCUGGAGCCAGUAUGCUCCCCCGGAAUGGAGCCAGGGAGACAGUGGACCCAGGGGAGGCAAAGCGAAGCUUCUGGGGAAACCUGUGCAGAUGCCCUCCCUCAGCUGGCCAGAAGCCCUGCCACCGCCACCUCCUUCCUGUGAACUGAGCUGCCUGGGGGGGCCUGAGGAGCUGGAGGCUGGCUCAGAGCCUGGAGAGUGGUGCCCACCGGUGCCUGAGAGGAGCCAACUGGCAGAGCCCAGCUCCAGCGGAGGGUGCUUGGUCCCUGCGUCCCGAGCGGAGACCCCCUCUCCCACACCUUCCUAUGGACAACAGUCCACAGCCACUCUCACCCCCUCACCUCCCGACCCUCCCCAGCCCCUCACUGACACUCCCCAUCUCCACCAGAUGCCCAGGAGGAUGCCCCUUGAGCCAAGUUCCCCUCUCAGUGUGUCCCAGCCCGCCCUGAAUAGCCACGAAGGGAGGCCUGCUGGCUCAGGGGCUGGCCCCACAGCCUCCCAUCACUGCAGCCCCAGCCCUGUUCCUAGCACAGCCAGCAGUACCCCAGGGAGGACCCGGCAGGUGCCUGGGGAGAUGACUCCUCCACUUCAAGGGCCCCGAGCCCAAAUUCGGAAGAAAUCCAAGGCUGUUCCCUACAGGCGGGAGCACAGUCCUGGGGACUUGCCCCCACCACCCUUGCCGCCACCAGAGGAAGAGACAAGCUGGGCCUUAGGGCUGGGAGCAGCAGGCAGCAUGUCCUCCUUGGACCGGAAGCACAGUGGGGAGAGAAGAAUGGCGCAGGGGGUGCCCCUCGGGGCCUCUCGGGGCCCCCUCCCGGAUGAAGAGGCCUGGCUCCCUUACAGCCGACCAAGCUUCCUGUCCCGGGGCCAGGCCACCAGCACCUGUUCCACCGCUGGCAGCAACUCUUCCCGAGGCUCCAGCAGCUCUCGGGGCUCCCGGGGCCCCGGACGGAGCCGCAGCCGCAGCCGAAGCCGGAGCCAGAGCCAAAGGCCAGGACGGAAAUGCCGAGAGCUGGGGGCGGGGGCGAGGGAUCAGGAACCAAGAUAA
Miniopterus natalensis is the source of this 4131-nucleotide messenger RNA. The record is from RefSeq and is a predicted model, not a curated record. Lineage: Eukaryota; Metazoa; Chordata; Mammalia; Chiroptera; Miniopteridae.